GACCCUGUGUCUUAUUACAACCCACUGCACAUUGCUGUAGUGAGGAACAGGCCGAGCAUGGUAAGGGAUGCUGGCUGGACAUGGAGCUGACAUUGACAAGCGAGGUAGGGUGAGUACAACUGAACUUACAGCUGCAAAACAUACUACUACUAUUGUGUCCUUUCUGCAGUGCUGUUCUUGCUUUGUAUACAGAAUCUGUUGUUAUGACUGUCUAUGCAGUGCACUGUAUCUUUUGCAGAUCCAUGAAAGUAGCCCCUUGGAUCUUGCUAGUGAAGAGGCAGUGAGACUACCCUGUAUGCGCACACUGCUGGACAUUGGGGCUGACGUGAAUGCAAGAGAUAAAAAUGGUGACUUGACGUUUUGAUCUGUAUUUGCUUGUGUUUUCUCUAUAUGCUGUAUUUCAAUACUGCUUUUUUUUUUUAAAUCUUGUCCCCAAAGGAAAAACACCCCUACUUCACGCCCUAGCCAGCAGUGAUGGACUCACCGUGCAUAACAUAGAAAACAUCCGGCUGCUACCCCAGAGAGGUACUGAACUGUAAAACAUCCUUUAUAGAGUGGUCACCUUGUCUUAAUGUUUCUGCUGCUUAGAGUAGGCUUAUGGGCAUUUGUUGUAAGACAGAAAUGCUCAAACUCAACAACAGCAGGGCAUGCCCAAACUUAAUUAUAUUCAGGAAAUGUUCCCCUCCUAAGGUUCAGACGUCCAUGCUGCAACCCUUGAUGGAGAGACUGCUGUGUCCUCGCUGGUCUUCCUGGUGAAGGAGGCUCUGGAGGGCUCAGUGGAGGAUGCAGCUGAGAUCGGCCGCUUCUGUCUGAGAGCCACGUGGCUGCUGCUGGCCCACGGGGCUGACACCAGCUGCUGCCUGGCCCCAGAUGGGGAGGAGGAUGGGGAACCCUCCCUGACCCUGACCAGCCUUGAGCACUUUGACCGUAUAUUUCCCCUUGCAGUGCUGCUGCGGCAGAGUGGAGCUUCCUUCCACUGCUCUCACCACAGAGACUCCUGCUGGACAGGCUACAGGCUGGUGUUCUAGAAGCUCCAGACGGUCCUGCUGGACUGUUCUGAUGUAGGGCAGGCGGCUGAGCUCCUGGGGCAGGCUGAGGUCCUCCUGGACUUGGCCCGGGUGUCCUCACCCAGUCUGGCCCUGCCCCUGGACCUGCCUAUGCCACACCAAGACCCCCAUGCUCAGACACUGCGGAACCUCCAUCAGCAGGUGGUGGUGGAGCAGGAGACCAGCCCUCCCUUCCUGCGCUGCCUCUGCAGGGCCUUCAUCAGGGGUCACCUGCAGCCCUGGCCCCUGGACGACAAGGUGAAGGCUCUGCCCUUACCUGACAGACUGAAGGAGUACCUGCGUCCUGAACACACCCUGAGCCCCAAACCAGGAUGGAACUGCUUUAAGCCCCAGCAUACCCUACGCUGA
This is a messenger RNA of Coregonus sp. 'balchen', 1415 nucleotides long. Lineage: Eukaryota; Metazoa; Chordata; Actinopteri; Salmoniformes; Salmonidae. The record is from the annotation of a GenBank genome assembly.